GCCCGGGCCUCCGGGCCGGUGGAUCCCGGCGGGACGCGCAGGAUGGGAGAGGGAGGCGGCUUCCCCUCCCCGGAGCCCGCCCUGCGAGUGGGGAAGGCACUCGCCUCUCGCGCCUCCAUCCCACAACCGGGACGGCGAAACCGGGCGUCAUGUGGGGACCCCACCAGGGGGCGGAGCCUCCUGCGGCCCACUUCCCUGACCUCUCAAGUUGGAGGGGCGUCUGCGUCCAGGGAAAGGAUCCCCCAGGCAGGGCCCGGGUCUGUAGCAAAGUUAGGGAGCUGCUCACUCCAAGGUGGACCCUGGGGCUGCUCUUCCAGCGAGGGGAGCUACCAGAGGAAGCGGGGUCAGGAUCAGCUGUGGACUGGGAAUUGGGACCUGACCUUGCUGACCUCGCAGGCUGACGGGGGGCUGCUCCUCCGCCCCCAGAGCAGCAUGGAUGCCCCACGGAGGGACAUGGAGUUGCUGAGCAACAGCCUGGCGGCCUACGCACACAUCCGCGCUAACCCCGAGAGCUUUGGCCUCUACUUCGUGCUGGGAGUCUGUUUUGGCCUGCUGCUAACGCUGUGCCUACUAGUCAUCAGUAUCUCCUGUGCGCCCCGCCCGCGGCCCCGGGCCCCUGCUCCGCGCCGGGACCCCCGCAGCAGCACUCUGGAGCCCGAGGACGACGACGACGACGACGACGACACGGUGACGCGGCUGGGCCCCGACGACACGCUGCCGGGCCCAGAGCUGACCACGGAGCCGGACGGGCCGCUGAGCGUCAACGUCUUCACGUCGGCGGAAGAGCUGGAGCGGGCGCAGCGCCUGGAGGAGCGGGAACGGAUCCUGAGGGAGAUUUGGCGCACCGGGCAGCCAGACCUGCUAGGCACUGGCACUCUGGGGCCCAGCCCCACGGCCACAGGCACCCUGGGUCGAAUGCACUAUUACUGACGGGCCCCUUCCGGCUGCCAGGAGCUCUGCGUACUGGACAUGUGCAUGAACUCACAGAUGCCCCAGGACACUGGGACUGCCCCUGCCCACGGUGCUAUGGAGGCCCCGCCCCCACGGCUCCCCCAGUGCUAUUGGGCCUGGAUCCCCACCUUCUGGGGUCCCCAGUCCUGCCAGAAAGCCCGUGGGGGAGGACAGGAUACAGGGUCCCCAGCCCCUUUCCUGGGAUCGGUUAAGAGAUGAAGUGACCAAUGAAAACUGCAUUCUCAGCGACUCA
This is a messenger RNA of Ailuropoda melanoleuca (giant panda), 1204 nucleotides long. It is a transcript of the gene EVA1B, whose product is annotated as eva-1 homolog B. The record is from RefSeq and is a predicted model, not a curated record. The coding region runs from base 43 to 930 and encodes 295 amino acids. NCBI's taxonomy places the organism in Eukaryota, Metazoa, Chordata, Mammalia, Carnivora, Ursidae. The transcript has 2 exons.